Molecule: messenger RNA, 183 nt
Organism: Pochonia chlamydosporia 170
Lineage: Eukaryota; Fungi; Ascomycota; Sordariomycetes; Hypocreales; Clavicipitaceae
Product: DDE superfamily endonuclease domain-containing protein
Exons: 1
Coding region: 1-183 (60 amino acids)
Source: RefSeq, a predicted model, not a curated record
AUGGACGAGACUGGUAUCCAAGAGGGCCAAGGGAGCAAUAGUCUUAUCAUUAGGAGCGCGGAAAUUCGAAUAAUUAUUAGGAAGCAGCCUGGGUCACGCUCUUGGACGACAAUUAUCGAGUGCAUCUUAGCAGACAGUAGAGUUAUUAGCCCCCUUAUGAUAUUCAAAGGAGCAAGCGUUUAA